Platichthys flesus (European flounder) is the source of this 7691-nucleotide messenger RNA. RefSeq names its product adenylate cyclase type 9-like. Gene Ontology annotation, molecular function: adenylate cyclase activity. Gene Ontology annotation, biological process: intracellular signal transduction; cyclic nucleotide biosynthetic process; adenylate cyclase-activating G protein-coupled receptor signaling pathway. The record is from RefSeq and is a predicted model, not a curated record. Bases 399 to 4727 code for a protein of 1442 amino acids. The transcript has 10 exons. NCBI's taxonomy places the organism in Eukaryota, Metazoa, Chordata, Actinopteri, Pleuronectiformes, Pleuronectidae.
UAUUUUCCAAUGAGUGAGACGGUGUGCAGGCAGCUGAGUGGACCUGGACUGGAACAAAGCGUGCAGCAAGUGAACCUUGCAGACUCAAGUGCGUCAAAACAAACGGGGACGUAGUGGAAUGCAGGGACUGACGUCAAGAGAGGCAAUAAUGCACUGCUCCAACUGUGUGGAAGGUCUGAUGCUGUUUCUGUUGCCACUUCACUGCUAACCGAGUGGAAUUUCUCUCUCAAAAGGCCUCUGUUUGUGCUCUAGCUUUUCACUUUUUACAUGUAUCAGUCAUUGCCCCUUUACGGUGGGCCCCAUACUUUGCCUUACUUUUUUUCUAUUCUACGUUGUCUUUGAACGAGCAACACCUUCUGCAGAGUUUUAGAUUUUUUUUCUAUAGGUUGAAAAGCAACAUGGCAUCCCCCCAACAUCAACAACUGCUGCCUCAGAACACAGAAGUGAGCUGUGACUCAAGUGGAGAUGGAGGCGUCUCGGUGAGGAUUGGCAGCACCGUCCGACACAAGCACGGAGGCGGGCCGCUCGGUUCAAUCGGGGGAGGCCUCAUCGGGGGAUCCAAGCACUGCAAGUACAGCAUCUCCUCGAGCUGCGGCUCCGGGGAAUCCGGAGUCAGGAAGCCGACAGUCAGGAGCUUUCGCACGCACAAGAAGAUGCCUCAGCUUUUCGAGAGAUCCGCAGGCCAUUUCUGGGACCCAAAGUUUGACUCCUCGAUCCUGGAGGAGGCCUGCAGAGAACGCUGUUUCCCUCAGACCCAGCGGCGCUUCCGCUACGUGAUCCUUUACCUGAUGGCUGUCGGCUGCCUCUGGGGAUUGUACUUUGCUGCCAACCCUUCCCGCUGUGACAGGGCUGUCUUUCUCCUACCCACUGCCUCCUUCCUCCUUUUCUGUAUCCUCCUCUUCCUCUUAACUUUCACUAAGCUCUACGCGCGCUUCUACAAUCAAGCAUCCCUGCUGCUCAUCGUUGUCACCUUCAUCCUCACCCUGGCCCCCCAGAUCCAGACAUCAGGCUUCAGGGACCCAGAGACUCCCACACCGACACCUGAUUUGGAAGAGUUCAGUGGCAUGGGGUCCGCCUACAACCUGUCCCAGGACCAGCUUGUAGGAGGCGGCACCUGGUCGCCCUGUAUAUCUCCUGUGGGCACCUUCUCCCUCUGUAUUGAAGUUCUUCUGUUGCUGUACAGUGUUCUCCACGUUCGCCUCUAUGCUUCUGUCUUGCUCGGCUUAUUCUACUCAGUGUUUUUUGAGACUUUGGGCUGGCUGCACCUGACUCAGGCCAGGGCCAACUGGAGCAUUGCCUCGCAAUCAGACUGGGACACGCUGUGUUGGCUAGGCCCAGCCAAAGCCCUGCUCCACCUCUGCGCCCACGUCAUCGGCAUCCACCUGUUCAUCAUGUCUGAGGUGCGGUCGCGCAGCACCUUCCUCAAGGUGGGACAAGCUAUAAUGCAUGGUAAAGAUCUGGAGGUGGAGAAAGCCCUGAAGGAGCGAAUGAUCCACUCUGUCAUGCCCAGAAUUGUGGCCGAUGAGCUGAUGAAGCAGGGUGAUGAAGAGAUGGGUGAUCAUUCAGUCAAAAGAUACUCCACCAGCGGUGCAGCAGCUGCCAUCUCCAGUCCCAAAAACAACAAACGCAAGAAAACCUCCAUCCCUCGAGGCCAGAUCAUCUUCCGACCCUUCAACAUGAAGCGGAUGGAGCCUGUCAGCAUCCUGUUUGCAGACAUUGUGGGCUUCACAAAAAUGUCUGCCAACAAAUCUGCUCAUGCCCUCGUGGGACUUCUGAAUGACUUGUUUGGACGUUUUGAUAGACUGUGUGAGCUCACUGGUUGUGAAAAGAUAAGUACACUAGGAGACUGUUACUACUGUGUGGCCGGUUGUCCCGAGCCCAGACCGGACCACGCCUACUGCUGUGUGGAGAUGGGCCUGGGCAUGAUCCAAGCUAUCGAACAGUUUUGCCAGGAGAAGCGGGAGAUGGUGAACAUGAGGGUGGGGGUCCACACCGGCACGGUGCUGUGUGGCAUCCUGGGCAUGAAGCGCUUCAAGUUCGACGUUUGGUCAAAUGACGUCAACCUGGCCAACCUGAUGGAGCAGCUGGGAGUGGCUGGGAAGGUCCACUUGUCCCAGGCCACUGCGAACUUCCUGGACGACCGCUUCCAGCAUGAAGAUGCACAGGUCACUGAGCGGAUAGGACAGAGUGUGGUGGCUGACCAGCUCAAAGGCCUGAAGACCUAUCUGGUCUCUGCCAGGAAGAUUGAGGCGAACUCUCACUGUAACUGCUCCCAGACCGGGUUGGCUGGACCGGAGAUUGCAGAUCCGUGGUGUCCGAUGCCCAGAGUGCACACUCCUGAUGGAGCGCCUUCGCCCUGCAUCGUGGACCCUGACAGAGCCAAGUCUCCCUGCCUGUCCUGCAGUGUGGUCCCGAUAGCAGGGGAGGAGCAGGAUUUGGAGGAAGGGCCGGUGCUCAACGGAGGCCAUGACGACAGCAAGACCAACAGCAGCAAGGAAACUCCACAGCUGAAGUGUUCCCCGGUGGUCUCUGCACGACGCAACCCCAAGGCUCUGAACGGCCUCCUCAGCCCCCGACUGGAGGCCCUGAACAACAGCCAAACAUCGCUGUGUGAGAUGCUGCAGGAGAAGGAGAAGAAGACGUGGAGUGGGGGGGCCCUGGGCAUGGACCACUCUGCACUCAUCCCUCUGCGAUCCAAGAACUUCAGGGAGAGGAGCGACGCCCACUUUGUGGACGUCAUCAAAGAGGACAGCCUCAUGAAGGACUAUUUCUACAGACCGCCGAUAAACAAGCUGAGCCUCACUUUCCUGGAGAGAAGCCUGGAGUCUGCUUACCGGAUCAGCUACCAGGAGGAGGUCGAGACCCAAGCAGCCGUGCAGACUUUUGCCAGCCCGACGUUCAGUUCUUUCCUGGACAUGCUGCUGUGCUGCUCAGUGUUUCUGGCUCUCUCGCUGGCUUGUUUCCUCCGGACACUUGUCACCCAGCAGAAGCUGUCCACGCCAGCAGUCUCUCUGACCGCUGCUGCCACCCUGCUGGAGACUCUCGCUCUGCUGUUUUCUAUACGUAUGGCGUUCUACCUUGACAGCACGCUGCGCUGCACUCAGGUGCUGAUGAGUGCGAUCUCAGGCUGGAUAGCUCGUCACUUUAUAGGAGCCGUCCUGGUGUCCGCGCCGGCUGUGGCCGUCUUCUCCCACGUCACGUGCGACAUGCAUCACUCCAUCCAGUUCACCAUGUUCGUCUGCUGCUCUGUCAUCAUAGCCAUCAUUCAGUACUGUAACUUCUGCCAGCUCAGCUACUGGAUGCGAUCCACUCUAGCAACACUGGUGGGACUGGGUCUGCUUGUCCUGCUCUUCAGCUCUCCCUGCAGUGUUGCCAAGAGUCUGUUUCACUGGUCUGAUAGACAGAACAACAACACUAACAGCUCAACUGUCAUGUCUGACAGCCCAGUAGGCCCUGACCCACAGCUCAGACCCCAGGACCUGCUGGGCCCUGAGGCCUGCGUGGCCUUUUUUCUUCUUCUUCUCCUGGUCUGGUUCCUCAACCGUGAAUUUGAGGUCAGUCACAGGCUGCAUUACCAUGGCAACGUGGAAGCUGAUCAGCACCGCAUCAAGAUCCAGAACAUGAGGGACCAGGCCGACUGGCUGCUUCGCAAUAUCAUCCCCAUCCAUGUGGCCGAGCAGCUAAAGGUCACCCAGAGCUACUCGAAGAACCACGACAAUGUGGGCGUGAUAUUUGCCAGCAUUGUAAACUUCAGUGAGUUUUACGAGGAGAGCUACGAGGGAGGCAAGGAGUGCUACCGUGUCCUCAACGAACUAAUCGGGGACUUUGACGAGCUGUUGCGGAAGCCUGCCUUCAGCAACAUCGAGAAGAUCAAGACCAUCGGGGCUACGUACAUGGCAGCGGCCGGUCUCAAUGCGCAGCAGUGUGCGGACGCGCCGCAUCCCCACGCCCACCUCCGUGCUCUUUUUGAAUUUGCCCUGGAGAUGAUGCACGUUGUGGACGACUUCAACAAGAACAUGCUGGGAUUCGGCUUCAAGCUCCGCAUUGGAUUCAACCAUGGCCCUCUAACAGCGGGGGUGAUCGGCACCACUAAGCUUCUCUACGACAUCUGGGGCGACACGGUCAACAUCGCCAGUCGCAUGGAUACAACAGGCGUGGAGUGCCGCGUCCAGGUCAGCGAGGAGAGCUACUGUGUGCUCAGUGGCAUGGAUUAUGAGUUUGAUUACCGAGGCACAGUAAACGUCAAAGGCAAAGGUCAGAUGAAGACCUUCCUUUACCCUAAGAGCAGUGACAGUGGCCCUGUGCCCCAGUACCAACUCUCCGUUUCACCAGAGAUCCGGGUACAAGUAGAUGGUAGCAUCGGGCGCUCGCCCACCGAUGAAAUUGCCAGCAUGGUCCCCACGACCGCAUGCAGUACCAACACUAUUGUACCCAGUGGCAGCAGCGGGUCCUCCACUACCACAGGGCUUACUCAUGAGAAUGAGGCGGGCAGCCGCGAGCGACGCCCCUCUACUGAGAUCGCUCACGCCAGAAGAUCUCUGUCUCACAGUGGCCUGACCGUUACCAAUCUGGACGGAGCUCCUCCUCCUUCUGUAAGCAACGCACAGCUCAACGUCUCAUCCUCUCUCCAGCAGAAUAAACCACAAACUUCAACCAAGUCCCCGAAAGACGUCGAGCAGCACCAAUACGAGGAUGAGCGUAAGGCCGGAGAGCUGACCAGACUUUAAGAAUUUGCUACAGUAUAUCAUCGACCCUUUAAGCUCUUGUUCCUGCCAGUUGGCAUUUGUAGAAUUUCUGUAUGUUUGGUACUGUUAAAUCAUCCACAGGCUUCUUCUCCGGUUCGGCCCGAUGGCUUUUAGUGUAAUAUCUGCUUGGCUGAUGUCAUCACUGGAGGUUGCUGGGUAGACCACAAAGAGAGUGUCGGGCAGGAACGGAGGGAGAAUGAGAGGAUGUGACGGCCGACUUUGAAUCUUCUCCUGCCUGCUACAUUUGCCAUCGUCUCCCAAUAACUUACUUGGUUAUCUUUAUACCUUUAAUCCUGAUUCUGUCUUUCAUAUGUCUUUUUAAGUGCCUCUAGAAUAGAAGAAUGUGUAGACUAAGCAUUUUUUUGGGUAACAGAAGGAUAUCAUAAAGGGAAAACUGUAAAUUAGAACACUUCUGGAAAAAAAUGCUCAGCUUUUGUUACCAUUUUACUUUGUCAACUGUGUUUUUGCUACGAUAUUUUGCCUUUUAUCAACAAAGAGCUCAGAAAGCUGACCUGCAUAUUGGAAAUGCUACAGUGUGAACCAUUUCCAGGAGAUGUAUUGGUCAAAUCUGCACUCAAAUGCAGCGGAGCCAGAAAACUCACCAUGCGAUGCACAAUGGAGAAUAAUCAAUACGGGCGACAGUGUGUGGGACUGGGUGUUUGUGUAGCAGGAUCAUGCAGGCUCUAAUGAGGAGAGGUGCUGGAUGACAAACACUUCAGGUACAAGGGUGUUUGCUGAGGUAAAGAUCUUUGUAUUGCCUCGGUGGCCUCAGCUCCUCUUGAUCAGCAUGCUUGCAACAACGGCCCCAUAGAUGAGACUCACUACUACCAGUAUUUGGGCCCUCCCCCAUGAUCCAGGCUGUGUCGGGGAGCCAGGCUGUGUUGUGUAGUGGUGAUGAGUAUUUAAUUGACCCUCAGCUGUGACUUUCUAUGGAUCCAAGACAACACCUGGUCCAGGUUUGCUUUGGUUUACACUGCGCGUUAACUGAUAGCGCUUUUAGGACGCGGAUAAUCAAAGUAGAUUGUUGCAAAUCGAAACUAAAUUUUUUACGUUGUAUUUGUUGUGACACAAAACUUGAACUCUUAUUGUGUAGCUUCCCUCUCUCUCUCUCUCUCUGUAAUUUCUAUGAUUUGAAAGGUGGUAUCGGCCACAGUCAGCUGGGUUCAUUAGCAGCUUCAGCCUCGCAAUUGCAUGAAACGUAAUGUAAUAGCAAUGUAAAGGCAAAGGCACCAAUUGUAUUUCCUAUGGUGUUUUUACUCUUUUUUUUUUUUUCUUUGACUUAACUGAAAUCUUGUUGCGUUAGAUUAUUAAGGAAAUCAAACGGACUAGACUACACAUCUCUCGCUGUUACUUCUCCUCUCUAUUUGUUUUUUAGCAGAAAGGAUUGUGUGCUCAGAGGCAAAAAAGUUUCUACCAUGAAAUCCACUUCAGUGACUAAUUUUUGACAAUUAGAAUAUCCUGAACAGCACAUUAACAACCUCGUUUUUUUUGUAUUGACUUUUUCUUAAUCAUCACUUUUAAAUAAUAAACCAAAUAUGGUUAAUACUGCAGAACAAAAUAGAACAAAUUGAUUUUUUCACAUUAAUACCCUAGUAGUUAGAUUAGUUGUCGAUGUGUGAAAUUGGGGAAGCUUGUGCCUUUUUAACUCAUUUCUUUUUUUUUAACUAUCACCUCUGAAUUGGUUUAGUUUCUUUGAAAGCUUACGUUCUACAGGAAUGUUUACUUUUGCGCUUAACGGUCGUAAAAUUUGAGCUGUGCCUUUUCUCCAUAUAUACAAUUCAGUGUAAAUGUACCAAACGUAUUUUACAAUAGCUGGCCUUUUUGCAGUUGUUGCAUUUCUUUGUGUGUUUCAGUUUGUACUGUAUUUAUUUUGUCAGAUGUUGGUUAGUGGUUGAAGUAAAUGCAAUAAUAAGAGCUAAACAUCAAUCAUUUAUGAGGGGAAAUAACCUUCUCUUCGCUUAUGAGCACACAACUCUUGAACCAGCCCGAAAUCUGUUUGUCUUACAACAAUAAAGGGACACUAAUAAUUGUUUUUGUUUAAAAAAGGGUAAGUUCUUAAUAGAGGUCAUCAUACUUGAGUGUCAGGUAAGGCGAGUAAGCUAAAUUUCUUCUUUUAUUCUUGGUAAUAUUGUUUGCUGUAUUCGAGUAUUGUUUUUUUGUAAAAAAUUAAAUGUUUUUAUGGAUUAGUGAUGUUGACAAUGAUGUCAACUCCCAUGUUUGAGCGCUUAUCAUAAUUUAACUUUCAUCGCAAAAACAAGCUUGUUGAGAUGUAAGUGACAUUCUGAACCAGGAGAAUGACACACGGGGGAGGGGGGGGGGACUUUGAUGCCAAAGAGUGUCAUGACCAUCUCAUGAACUGUCUCUGUAUAUUACGUCUCAUUUCCUUCCUAAUUUGCAGGUUGUGUUGUGCACGUUCAAGAACGGUCGUUUAUAUAUUCAGUGUUAAAACACAUUUGCACAUGGUGCUCAUUUUUUUAAGUACAGUAUGCCUUUGUAUUGUAUAUUAUCUAAGCAUUUUCCUAUUAUUUAUAUUCGCUGCAUGUACUAGAGUGUUAAAUAGUCUCAAGGACUGGGUAAUUUGAACAAUGUUGGAAUAAUAUUUGUGUAUGCUGUAAGCCUGCAUGUGUUUACAAAUUUACGAGUGUGUGUAAAACUGUGUGGUUGUGUGUGUUUUGGACGGGAGGCUCUAAUCUUAGCAGGAAUUUUAGUGAACCUUGUCAUCUUCAAAAGUUUGACACGCUAGGACAGUAAGGCUUCAAUACAGAUUUCCCUUUUAAAAUCGAACUGGCCAAAUGAAGAAAAUUAGGCAAGAUGUCUGCAGGUAGGCAGCGUCUCAGCAGCCCACACGCAAGUUUUUAUAAAUCGUUGCUUUCUCUGGAAUUUUUUUUUUGUAUAUAGCACGCUAAUAGUUAUGCAAGUGAAGAUUAAAAUUGAAUAAAGCCAGUU